Meleagris gallopavo (turkey) is the source of this 1792-nucleotide messenger RNA. RefSeq names its product mast cell immunoglobulin like receptor 1 (gene MILR1). Gene Ontology annotation, cellular component: external side of plasma membrane. Gene Ontology annotation, molecular function: transmembrane signaling receptor activity. Gene Ontology annotation, biological process: immune response; cell surface receptor signaling pathway. NCBI's taxonomy places the organism in Eukaryota, Metazoa, Chordata, Aves, Galliformes, Phasianidae. The record is from RefSeq and is a predicted model, not a curated record.
AGUCAUAUGCUACCAGAAGAUCUCUUGCAUUCUCUCUAGCAAAUGUGUGACUGUGAGAUAUGAAUUGGUGAUCUCAUUCUUUUGUAAGAACAAUACUAAAACAAUUUAUAAUAAUAUAUUCUUGUAUACUACAUGGAAGCACAGUUCUAUUACACAGCUCUCAAACAUGAAAAAGUUGAUUACGUUAGUUACAUCUAAGAACAACUCUACUUUAACAUCCAGUUAUAUUCCAAACUGCUCUUCCUUUCCCUUUUCUUCUUUUUCUUCUGUGCACAACUCUAAGAUGACCAUCAUAGUCUGAACAUAAAUCUUUAUGCAAAUAUCAACAGCAAAGAUCAGUGCUAUUUCCAUAUUUAGGACUUCCUCAACUGCUAGAGCCACUCCUCUAAGAUCCCUUAAGUGCAACUCCAACAGCUACCUCGUACCAGCUUCAUUUUGGAAAAAAAAAAAUGUUUUUUUUCACACUUUUGCUGUUUUCUUACUCUCAAACAUCUCAGCAGAUUCAGAAUGCGACUGCAGACUGCAGAGAGAUCCUCUCCAACCCCAGGCUCACACCUCUUCAUGGUACUUUGGACGUAGUGAUGAACCAGAAUGUAAGCCUCUCUUGCCACUCAGACUCUGGAUCUCCUCCUGUCAGAUAUACACUAUUUAAACACAGUCAGAAGGUGUCUGCUUUAAAUAGGACAGACUUGAAUCCAGCUUUGUUUAACUUAACUAUCAAUUCUGCCAGCGAUGUGGGUGAAUACAAGUGCAAAGCUGAGAAUGAAAUCUCCAAUGGUGAAAAAUACAGCAGAAGUCUCAACUUCACACUUAAAGAGCCAGUUUCCAAACCAGUGCUGAGCUCACCCAAUUCUCAAGCAAAGAAAGGUCAAAACGUGACCUUGUCUUGUCUCUCAGAGAAAGGCUCUCUCCCUAUCACAUACACAUUCUUCAAAGACAAACAGAGCAUCCAAGCUCCGGUGAAGAUGCAGAACAGGGAAGCAGCAGUGAUUUCUGUACUUAUCAAAUCCUCUAGUGACUUUGGAAUGUAUAAAUGCAAAGCUGAAAAUCGCCUUCGCAAUAAUACAAAAUACAGCAACAGUUUCAAUUUCACAUUAGCAGAAGAGAGAAGCAAUUCUCAACCCCUGAUCAUUUCCCUUGGAUUGAUCUUACUACUGUUAGCAAUAGGACUUGCUCUGGCAAUUCCAUUUUUCAUAAUCCCUUCAUAUAAAGCAAAAAAAUGUAAACGUCCUAUGUCCUCAACUGGCCAUACUUCAAUAGAGAAAGUAGAAGAGUCAGAAGACCGCAUCACAUACGCAGAGAUUGAGCCAGUUCAACCAGAAGAAGAAUACGUCAACCUCUCUGUUAUAAGAAGAGAUGAACAAGAGAACAGAUCGUGUGCUACAAUCUAUUCAAAGGUCCUCAUCAGAGAUGGAGCACAAGCUGGACCACUCCAUUCUCCAGAGUAGAAUCACUUAUCAAAACCAUGAAGAGAACACUCAUCUCAUCAUACCUGCAAAGAAAAGAUCACAUCCAUUACUGCUUUUGAUGUAUGAAAUUUCAGAUAAGUUAUGUAUCAUAACCUGAAUGAAUUUAUUUUGGCUACAAUGCACAGUGCCAAGACACUCAUUUUCUUACAUUCCUUGCUCUCCUGACUGCAUUUCUUUAAGUUAUUAUAUUACUUUAGUGCAUUAAUUGUUAUUUAAUGACCUAUUAUAAGAGUAUUUUUAUACAAGUGAUUAUUCUGUUAUUUAAUAGCCAGACUUUGAAGACUACUGUACAUGAACCAAUCAUUAUAUCUGUUUUUCAUGCA